This is a messenger RNA of Fragaria vesca subsp. vesca, 768 nucleotides long. Its product is annotated as DNA-directed RNA polymerase III subunit RPC10-like. Gene Ontology annotation, biological process: DNA-templated transcription; termination of RNA polymerase III transcription. Gene Ontology annotation, molecular function: nucleic acid binding; DNA-directed RNA polymerase activity; zinc ion binding. Lineage: Eukaryota; Viridiplantae; Streptophyta; Magnoliopsida; Rosales; Rosaceae. Gene Ontology annotation, cellular component: RNA polymerase III complex. The transcript is spliced from 4 exons. The coding region runs from base 122 to 457 and encodes 111 amino acids. The record is from RefSeq and is a predicted model, not a curated record.
GACACUCGCAGACUGAGACUGCGACUGAGAUUAGGGUUUAACGCAAAACCCCGCGAAAUUCGACCCGAAUUCCUCAAUCCGUCGAAAAGGUGGGAGAGUUGUGUUGGGAGAUUUUUCGUAAAUGGAUUUCUGCCCGGAUUGUGGUGGUAUGCUGCAGUAUGAGCUACCGAAUAUGCACGCUGCUAGAUUCUUCUGUCCGACUUGUCCUUAUGUUGCAUAUAUGGAGAAUCGGGGUGAAAUUAGGAGGAGGGAGGCUCUAGUUAAGAAAGAGAUCCAGCCCAUAAUUAACCUGAACGACUUUACAAAUGCUCCCAAAACUGAAGAAACAUGCCCAGUCUGUGGUCAUAAAGAGGCUGCUUUCCGGGAACAGCAAACACGAUCUGCUGAUGAAGCAUCAACAAAAUUUUAUAGGUGUUUGAACGAUGACUGUAAACAUGCUUGGAUCGAUUAUUCUUAAUAGGAGAUUCAGAAACGUUUUUGUUAUAACUUUCUCUGGUCUUGUGUUUUUUUUUUUUGGGAGCCCAUAUCCGUACCACCCUGCCAUGGACAAGGGAGAGCCAAGCACCAUUUCAUUAUGUUUUCGGCCUUGAAACCAAAAUAACUGCUGGCCGGCUGUGCAAUCUUUUGCCUAAUUUUGGAUUAAAUCCUUAAAUGGACUUGCAUUGUACUGGAGUAUAGUGUAGAAGGUGUGAAUUAUGCCACUGUCGUCUGAACAAAAACUUGCAGAGAACAUGAGUUUUAUGCAAAAUUGAACCUCUUGCUACCUCA